UUCACAGAUCUACAAUGCAGUGAGAAGGGGACAAGAAACAGAAGAUACAAUUGGAUCUCUUCUCCAUUUCUUCACAAAGCUCCCAGCCUCUGAGAGAGCCCAUGAAAGGAUUAGCAUUGGUCCAUGCUUAAAGCAAUGUGUCCAAGACACUGUCUGUGAAUAUCGUGCCACCCUCCAAAGGACUUCCAUAUCUCAGUACAUCACCGGUUCUCUCCUAGAAGCAACCACAUCUUUAGGAGCAAGAAGUGGCCUUCUCAAUACUUUUGGAGGAUCCACUGGACGAAUGAUGCUGAAAGAACGCCAACCGGGCACCUCUAUGGCCAAUUCUAGUGCCCUCCCUUCAAGUUCAGCUGGGAUCAGCAAGGAACUGAUUGAUCUGCAACCCCUCAUCCAGUUCCCAGAGGAGGUCGCCAGCAUCCUGAUGGAGCAGGAGCAGAAUAUUUACCGGAAGGUCUUGCCAGUUGACUAUCUUUGCUUCUUGACCCGGGACUUGGGCACUCCGGAAUGCCAGAGGUCCCUGCCCUGCCUCAGAACGUCCAUCUCAGCAUCGAUUCUUACCUCCCAGAAUGGAGAGCACAAUGCCCUUGAAGAUCUUGUGAUGAGAUUUAAUGAGGUGAGCUCCUGGGUGACGUGGGUAAUCCUCACAGCGGGCUCCAUGGAGGAGAAGCGGGAAGUCUUCUCGUAUUUGGUGCACGUGGCCAAAUGCUGCUGGAACAUGGGCAACUACAACGCCGUCAUGGAGUUCUUGGCCGGCCUCCGGUCGAGAAAAGUUUUAAAAAUGUGGCAGUUUAUGGACCAGUCUGACCUGGAGACCAUGAGGAGCCUGAAGGAUGCCAUGGCUCAGCACGAAUCUUCCUGUGAGUACAGGAAGGUGGUGACGCGGGCGCUGCACAUCCCUGGCUGUAAGGUGGUUCCGUUCUGUGGGGUGUUUCUGAAGGAGCUCUGUGAAGCACUGGACGGAGCCUCCGGCCUCAUGAAGCUUUGCCCGAGGUACAAUUCCCAAGAAGAAACUCUAGAGUUUGUAGCCGAUUACAGUGGACAAGAUAAUUUCUUACAACGUGUGGGACAAAAUGGCUUAAAGAAUUCAGAGAAGGAGUCUACUGUCAACAGCAUCUUUCAGAUCAUCAGGAGCUGCAGUCGAAGUCUGGAGACCGAGGAGGAGGACAGCCCCAGUGAAGGGAGCAGCUCUAGGAGAAAUUCCUUGAAGGAUAAAGCCAGAUGGCAGUUUAUAAUUGGAGAUUUGCUGGAUUCUGAAAAUGACAUCUUUGAGCAGCCCAAAGAAUGGGACCCUCAUGGAUCAGAAGAGCCACAGAAGGCCUUUGACCAUGGGACAGAGCUCAUCCCGUGGUACGUGCUGUCCAUCCAAGCUGAUGUGCACCAGUUCCUGCUGCAGGGGGCCACGGUCAUCCACUAUGACCAGGACACGCACCUCUCUGCCCGCUGCUUCCUCCAGCUUCAGCCUGACAAUAGCACAUUGACCUGGACGAAGCCCACUACUGCCUCCCCAGCCAGUGCUAAAGCAAAACUUGGUGUACUUAGUAACACGUCCGAGCCUGGCAAAUUCCCAUUACUGGGCAAUGCUGGAUUAAGUGGCCUGGUGGAGGGGGUCUUGGAUCUGUUUUCAGCAAAGGCUGUGUACAUGGGACACCCUAGCAUUGAUAUACACACUGUGUGUGUUCAGAACAAACUGGGUAGCAUGCUUCUCUCAGAGACUGGUGUAACACUGCUCUAUGGGCUUCAGACCACGGACAAUAGAUUAUUGCACUUUGUGGCACCAAAGCACACAGCUAAAAUGCUCUUCAGCGGAUUGUUGGAACUCACGAAAGCUGUGAGAAAGAUGAGGAAGUUCCCUGACCAAAGACAGCAGUGGCUGCGGAAACAAUACGUCAGCCUCUAUCAGGAAGAUGGACGGUAUGAAGGCCCAACUUUGGCUCACGCCGUGGAGUUGUUUGGUGGCAGACGAUGGAGUACUCGAAACCCCAGCCCUGGGACAUCAGCAAAGAGUGCUGAGAAGCCCGGUGUGCAGAGAAACAACACCUUGGGCAUAAGCACCACCAAGAAAAAGAAGAAAAUCCUCAUGAGGGGUGAGAGUGGAGAGGUAACCGACGACGAGAUGGCCACACGAAAGGCCAAAACGCAGAAAGAGUGUCGCAGCCGGAGUGGUUCUGACCCUCAAGAUGUUAAUGAACAAGAAGAGUCGGAGGCAAAUGCCAUCACAAGCCCUCCUAACCCUCUCCCUUCCAGAAGAGCCCACUCUUUGACCACGGCUGGGUCCCCUAACUUGGCUGCCGGGACAUCAUCUCCCAUCAGGCCAGUGUCUUCCCCUGUGUUGUCUUCUUCAAACAAGAGCCCGUCCAGUGCUUGGAGCAGCAGCAGCUGGCAUGGGCGGAUCAAAGGAGGAAUGAAGGGCUUUCAGAGCUUCAUGGUUUCAGACAGUAACAUGAGUUUCGUUGAAUUUGUUGAGCUGUUCAAAUCAUUCAGUGUAAGGAGCCGCAAGGACCUGAAGGAUCUCUUUGAUGUCUACGCUGUGCCGUGCAACCGAGCUGGCUCUGAGUCGGCCCCACUCUACACCAACCUCACAAUUGACGAAAACACCAGUGGUCUUCAGCCUGACCUAGAUCUGUUGACCAGAAAUGUCUCGGAUUUGGGGUUGUUCAUUAAGAGUAAACAACAGCUGUCAGACAACCAGAGGCAGAUAUCUGAUGCCAUUGCUGCUGCAAGUAUCGUGACGAAUGGCACUGGGAUCGAGAGCACAUCCCUGGGCAUAUUUGGGGUUGGCAUACUCCAGCUCAAUGACUUCCUUGUGAAUUGCCAAGGAGAACAUUGCACAUAUGAUGAAAUCCUCAGCAUCAUCCAGAAGUUCGAGCCCAGCGUUAGUAUGUGUCAUCAGGGCCUAAUGUCGUUUGAAGGAUUUGCAAGGUUUCUGAUGGAUAAAGAUAAUUUUGCCUCGAAAAAUGAUGAGUCGCAGGAGAACAUUAAAGAAUUGCAGCUGCCUCUCUCUUACUAUUACAUCGAAUCUUCCCACAAUACCUACCUCACAGGCCAUCAGCUCAAAGGAGAAUCCUCAGUAGAACUCUACAGCCAGGUCCUCCUGCAAGGCUGUAGGAGCAUAGAGUUGGACUGCUGGGAUGGAGAUGAUGGGAUGCCCAUCAUUUAUCACGGACAUACACUGACAACCAAGAUCCCCUUCAAGGAGGUGGUUGAAGCCAUUGAUCGAAGUGCCUUCAUCAACUCUGACCUGCCAAUCAUCAUAUCGAUUGAGAACCACUGUUCAUUGCCUCAGCAACGAAAAAUGGCAGAAAUUUUCAAGACCGUGCUUGGAGAAAAACUGGUGGCUAAAUUCUUAUUUGAGAGUGAUUUCUCAGAUGAUCCAAUGCUUCCCUCACCUGACCAACUUAGAAGAAAAGUGCUUCUUAAAAAUAAGAAGCUAAAAGCCCAUCAGACGCCAGUGGAUAUCUUAAAGCAAAAGGCUCAUCAGUUAGCAUCCAUGCAAGCCCAAGCUUAUAAUGGUGGGAAUGCCAACCCUCCACCUACUAAUAACGAGGAAGAGGAAGAUGAAGAGGAUGAAUAUGAUUAUGACUAUGAAUCCCUCUCUGAUGACAACAUUCUGGAAGACAGACCUGAAAAUAAAUCAUGUAAUGACAAGCUUCAGUUUGAGUAUAAUGAAGAAAUCCCCAAGAGGAUAAAGAAAGCAGAUAACUCUGUUUGCAAUAAAGGAAAGGUUUAUGACAUGGAACUGGGAGAAGAAUUUUAUCUUCCUCAGAAUAAAAAGGAAAGCAGACAGAUUGCACCAGAGCUCUCUGACCUCGUCAUCUAUUGCCAAGCAGUAAAAUUUCCAGGCCUGUCAACUCUAAAUGCAUCUGGCUCUAGCAGAGGAAAAGAAAGGAAAAGCAGGAAGUCCAUUUUUGGCAACAAUCCGGGCAGAAUGAGCCCUGGGGAGACAGCAUCACUUAACAAAACAUCUGGAAAAAGUUCCUAUGAAGGAAUGCGACAGGCCUGGGAGGAAUCUUCUUCCUCCCUCAACCCAACCACGUCCCUCAGCGCUAUCAUUAGAACUCCCAAAUGUUACCAUAUCUCAUCGCUGAAUGAAAAUGCCGCCAAACGUCUGUGCCGCAGGUAUUCUCAGAAACUGAUCCAGCACACCGCCUGCCAGCUGCUGAGGACUUACCCGGCUGCCACCCGCAUCGACUCCUCCAACCCCAACCCCCUCAUGUUCUGGCUCCAUGGGAUACAGCUCGUGGCUCUCAACUACCAGACAGAUGAUCUCCCUUUGCAUUUAAAUGCUGCCAUGUUUGAGGCCAAUGGUGGCUGUGGUUAUGUUUUGAAACCCCCAGUUCUGUGGGACAAGAACUGUCCUAUGUAUCAGAAGUUUUCUCCCUUGGAAAGAGACCUGGACAACAUGGAGCCUGCUGUCUAUUCUUUAACUAUUGUCUCUGGUCAAAACGUGUGCCCGAGUAACAGCACGGGAAGCCCGUGCAUUGAAGUGGACGUCCUUGGCAUGCCCCUAGACAGCUGCCAUUUCCGCACGAAGCCCAUCCAUCGAAAUACCCUGAACCCCAUGUGGAACGAACAGUUUCUCUUCCGAGUUCACUUUGAAGAUCUCGUAUUUCUCCGUUUUGCGGUUGUGGAAAACAACAGCUCGGCGGUAACCGCUCAGAGGGUCAUUCCACUCAAAGCUUUAAAACGAGGAUAUCGACAUCUUCAGCUACGAAACCUCCAUAAUGAAGUCUUGGAGAUCUCUAGUUUAUUCAUAAACAGCAGAAGGAUGGAAGAAAACUCCUCUAGCAGUACUCUGCCAGCCUCUUUGAUGUUUAAUACGGAAGAAAGAAAAUGUUUGCAGACUCAUAGAGUCACGGUACAUGGGGUCCCUGGUCCAGAACCCUUUACUGUUUUCUCUAUAAAUGGAGGCACCAAGGCAAAGCAGCUUCUCCAACAAAUUCUGACCAAUGAACAAGACACCAAACCUAUUGCCACAGACUGUUUUUUGAUGGAAGAAAAAUAUUUCAUAUCUAAAGAGAAGAAUGAAUGCAGGAAACAACCAUUCCAGAGAGCCAUUGGUCCAGAAGAAGAGAUCAUGCAGAUUUUAAGCAGCUGGUUUCCAGAAGAGGGAUAUGUUGGCAGGAUUGUCUUGAAAACCCAGCAGGAAAACCUAGAAGAGAAGAACAUUGUUCAAGACGACAAGGAGGUGAUCUUGAGCUCGGAGGAGGAGAGUUUCUUUGUCCAGGUGCAUGACGUUUCUCCAGAGCAACCUCGGACAGUCAUCAAAGCACCUCGCGUCAGCACGGCGCAGGAUGUCAUUCAGCAGACCUUAUGCAAAGCCAAAUAUUCCUAUAGCAUCCUGAGCAACCCCAACCCGAGUGACUAUGUGCUUUUGGAAGAGGUAGUGAAAGACACUACCAACAAGAAGUCUUCUACCCCCAAGUCCUCCCAGCGGGUCCUUUUGGAUCAGGAGUGUGUGUUUCAAGCGCAAAGCAAGUGGAAAGGUGCAGGAAAAUUCAUCCUUAAGCUAAAGGAGCAAGUGCAGGCAUCCCGAGAAGACAAAAGAAAAGGUAUAUCUUUUGCAAGUGAAUUCAAGAAGCUCACCAAGUCAACUAAACAGCCCCGAGGACUCACGUCACCUUCUCAGGUCUUGGCCUCAGAAAGUGUCCAAAGCAAGGAGGAGAAGCCUGUGGGCAGCUUGUCCCCCAGUGACGCGCUAGACUAUCGCCAGUGACCAAGGGUGGCACGUUUUACCCAGGUGGUAUCUUUUGGCAGGAAGUUAAAGUCAAGAACGAACAUGGUGGAAACAAAUAUAAUUCCCUUAUUUUCCUUAAACUGGAAACUGAUGACUUCUGAACUGAAGCCUUCUUCUCACAUGAUGUGAGGUCCACAGUGAGGGCAAGCAAAAUGGCACAGGGCUAGCUGCCAACCAAUUUCCUGAUGAAUGAAGCAAGGAAGCCCAGGAGACUGCCAUUUUACGAACGUCAACAGUUGGGAAAACCAGUGCUAAGCUAACAAUAAUUGACUUAGAACAAGGGUCAGCAAACUUUGUAAAGGGCCAGAUAGUAAAUAUUUGAGGCUUUAUGGGCCAUAUGGUCUCUAUUGCAACUACUCAACUCAGCCAUUGUAGCGCAACAGCAGCCUUAGACAACACAUACAUGAACAAGCGUGGCUCUGUUCUAAUAAAACUAUUUACA
Molecule: messenger RNA, 6176 nt
Organism: Ceratotherium simum simum (southern white rhinoceros)
Lineage: Eukaryota; Metazoa; Chordata; Mammalia; Perissodactyla; Rhinocerotidae
Source: RefSeq, a predicted model, not a curated record